Messenger RNA from Vanrija pseudolonga, 597 nucleotides. Its product is annotated as RNA 2',3'-cyclic phosphodiesterase. Bases 1 to 597 code for a protein of 198 amino acids. Lineage: Eukaryota; Fungi; Basidiomycota; Tremellomycetes; Trichosporonales; Trichosporonaceae. Gene Ontology annotation, molecular function: RNA 2',3'-cyclic 3'-phosphodiesterase activity; 2',3'-cyclic-nucleotide 3'-phosphodiesterase activity. The record is from RefSeq and is a predicted model, not a curated record. The transcript has a single exon.
AUGUCGACGACCUUGAGACGAUGCUUUAUCGCACUCGACAUCACCCCGCAAGCUCGCACGGCGCUCACCUCUGUCCUCGACGAAAUGCAUGCGCUCCGCGGUGCCGACAAGCGGGCAGCCCAAGUCCUGUCACCGGUGCCAGCAGCAAACCUCCACCUGACGCUCGCGUUUCUCGGCGACAUUGACGACAGCGCCGUGGACAAGCUGUCGAUGGUGCUUACGGCGGUUGCAUCAACUCAGAGGCCCAUCACCAACACCCAGAUCGACGGGAUGGGAUGGGAUGGCUCUGCACGCCGCCCACGACUGAUCUACGCGCCCGUCUCGUCUGGCCGCGACGUGUUCGCAUUUGCAGGCGUUCUUUCCAGGCUUUGCGCCGACCUCGGCAUUGGCAAGCAAGAACAGAGUCCAUACGUACCGCACAUCACCCUUGCGCGCGUCGACGGCAAUGCUGGUGACCCGCGAUCAGUGGGAGAGUGGAUGACGGCGUACCCUCCUCGGUCUUGGGGGGCCAUCGACGGCAGCGCCAUUGUCCUGUACGAGAGUCGUCGUGACUCUCGACAAUACAUCCCAUUGCUACGUGCUCCUUUGAGCGGAUAG